AAAGUGACAGAUGCGCAGCGCACAGCAUUGUGGGGAACAAAUAAGAGCGCCGAAAGGCUACCAGGCAGCACAAAGGAAACAAAAGAGCAAAAGUGACUUUUUUUUAAAACAAAAUGACAAAGUAGUAUGAUACGAUAGUAUGAUUGGGGUCAGCCUUGUUAGUGUGUCUGGCCAACGCGGGGAAUGUAUGCUAGCCAGGAUACGACGGUGUCUUGCCGACUAGCUUUGGCUCAGCCCAACUGUUCGCAGGCCCAGCAACUGGUAGAAGCUUUGGUCUAACAAGGUAAAUAUUCUUCUCCCAGUUUGUGCAUCAACGGCGGUCUCGCGUUCCGCGUUUUUAUCUGAUUAUCGUGUCUGGCAUGCAUUGUUGUCGGCAGUCGGCGAGUCGUCGGCUAGGUGCUAAGCUACUGGUAGCUUUUUGGCUAAUGCGCUAGCAUUGCUCGGUGCGUUAAGGAAGUCGGGGUUAAAAGCGGUCAAACCGGAAGUUUAAUAAACACGGACUUCAAAAUGAAGGCUUUUGUUUUUAAGUGAAUGUAAAAACACUUCCAGGUAUGUACCGUGGCCGACGACAAUGUACAACAUAGCGUUAGUUAAUAAAGCGUUGCGUAAUUGUAUCAUAUGGAACUAUGGUUGUAAUUAUAGGUGCUACUUAAUUGGGAGGUCAUAACUAUUAUGUACUAUAUACGAUCUUUUUGAACAAUCUGAUGAGUCUUGAAAAUGCAGUACUUUUUCCACAAUAAGCGACCGGUGUCAUCAGAAUAUGACAUUUAUGUCACGGAGGAAAUUAUAUGAUCAAUUCUAUCAAGAGCUUUAAAAGACAUGUCCAUUGUACAGUCUUAUAUGUUUCACUUUAUUUUGCCACCAGAAUGCAGUUGUCAUGUGACAACAGACCUGAGCAAAACCACCAUGUCAUGUAUUUUAUUUUGAUAGCCGUUGCAGGAAGUGUUGUGUUUGCUCUGCUUCUUGAUUAGAAUGUGACACUUAGCUGAUGUUUGCUAAACUGUAUUGUUGAUGAUAUGUUCAUUAAUUAGGUGUGUUUGGAACAUUUAAGGUCCCCCCUGUCGUGUCUUACAUAGACCACUUGUGCUUUUUGUGAACUUUGACCCAAAGGGUCGUUUUUAACAAUGAUGUUUCAUCAGUUGCUAGUGUGUGAUGAUAGUUAAACAGUGAAAAGAGCAGGUUGUAAUCUGGACGUCGUCAAGUCAUUGAGAGGACACGGUUUACCCCCAUGGUCAGAACCUGACUCUAUCAUGGGAGUCAAAACUUUCACCCACAGCUCGACCUCCCACAGCCAGGAGAUGCUGGAGAAGCUGAACGCUUUGCGCAAUCAAGGUCACUUGUGUGAUGUUACCAUCAGGGUGCAAGACAAACAUUUCCUGGCCCAUAAAGUGGUCUUGGCAUGCUGCAGUGAAUUCUUCCGCUCUAAACUGGUUGGUCGACCAGAGGAGGAGGACAAGUUUGUGUUGGACCUUCACCACGUGACAGUUAGCGGCUUCGCUCCUCUGCUGGAAUAUGCCUACACGUCGACACUCUCCAUCAGCACAGAGAAUAUUAUUGAUGUCCUUGCAGCUGCGAGUUAUAUGCAGAUGUUUGCUGUGGCUAGUACUUGUUCAGAGUUCAUGAAGUCCAGUAUUCUGUGGAGCCCCAGUAACAAUAGUAACGACACAAUGGCAGCAGACAAACCCCGUGAAUCAGCACCAGAGAGUGCCUCAUCAAACUGUGUCCUAACGCCGCUUGACGGCAGCGUGUCACCUGUGUCGUCUGACUGCAGUGUCAUGGAGAGGAAUGUUCCCGUUUGCCGCGAAUCACGCCGCAAACGAAAGAGCUUUGUAACCAUGGCCUCGCCUGAGAGUCCGCUCAAAUGCACGACACAGAUGAUCACUACCUCCCCCCAGGUACCCAAUCCAUCCCCCUCGUUCUCAGACAGCACAGCCCAGCCUGUGGAGUCCUCGCUGGCCUUCCCAUGGACGUUCCCAUUUGGCAUUGACAGGAGAUUCCACUCCGACAAAUCAAAGCUCCCAGAAAGCCCUCGUUGCCAAGAGCAGACGGCCGCAGUUACCUCUGAAGUGGUGGUUGGUCGUCGACUCAGUGACUAUCUAACGUGUGAAAGCUCCAAGGCGGUGUCGCCACCUGUGCCAGCUGAGGAAGAUGACGUGAGGGUGAAAGUGGAGCGCCUCAGUGACGAGGAGGUCCAAGAGGCAUCCUCCCACCCCGUCACCGCCCCUCAGAACUCGCUAAAUGAUCAACAGACGGUGCCAGGAAGUGAACAGGUUCAGGAGGAUCUCCUCAUCAGCCCACAGUCAUCCUCCAUAGGGUCACUGGAUGAAGGCGUGUCAGAGGGCUUGCCGUCGAUGCAGAGUACCUCUAAUGCUCCAGGACAUGCAGAGGAUGAUGAAAGGUUAGAAGGUAUUCAGUAUCCGUACCACCUCUAUAUCAGCCCAUCGGCCCGGCCUGGCACCAACGGCCCUGACAGGCCCUUCCAGUGUCCAACCUGUGGAGUUCGAUUCACACGCAUUCAAAACCUGAAGCAGCACAUGCUCAUACACUCCGGCAUUAAGCCUUUCCAGUGUGACCGCUGUGGAAAAAAGUUCACACGAGCCUACUCCCUAAAGAUGCAUCGGCUGAAGCACGAAGGUAAACGCUGUUUCCGGUGCCAGAUUUGUAGUGCCACAUUCACGUCCUUCGGUGAAUAUAAGCACCACAUGAGGGUCUCCCGACACAUAAUCCGCAAGCCGCGGAUUUAUGAGUGCAAAACGUGCGGCGCCAUGUUCACCAACUCUGGCAAUUUAAUUGUACACCUGAGGAGUCUGAACCAUGAGGCAUCCGAACUAGCAAACUACUUCCAGAGCAGUGAUUUCCUCGUGCCCGACUACCUGAGCCAGGUGCAGGAGGAGGAGGAGGCGCUGGGAGUCCAGUAUGAACUGGAAGAAUCCCAACAUCACCCUGUCUAUGCAGGCGGAACCUCUACUGUCAUUUCCACCUCAUCCUCCUCCUCAGUCCAGAUGCCUGUCAUCUCCCAGGUCUCCUCUUCUACCCAGAAUUGCGAGAGCUCAUCUGGCCUCCUUUCACCCGAUUCCCUGGAUCCCCUGGAAACCCCCACCUCCUUCAAAAUGGACACCGGCAAUGCUGUAACCCUGACAGAGGAGACAAAGACGGACAACAGCGAAGGAGGCAGUUCGCCGGAGGUAUUUGAACAAGAACACCAUCGGCGGAAGAAUGCCCAGGCCAAGGAGUUGGCUUCCAUCACCAUCGAGUGAUUUGAUUCAUUGAUAACGUGACAACGCCAAAAGACGUCAUCACCGACUUGCAUCAAGACUUCAGCUGGCCUGGUGAUGUUUUUCACUUUCAACAAGGUAAAUGAUUUGUGUCGAUUGUUUCCCUUGGAAAAGGGAUGUAGAUUUUUUUCCCAUUUGAUGUGAGUGCACUGCCGCCGGAGGUGCGUUCAAGCCAAGCCUUGCCCUUUUGGAAAGUGCCUGAGAGUAACUGGUAUCUUGUAGAAGAAGAGCACCUGAGUUUGCAACCAAUAACAAAAAUGAAAUCCUUACAAACUGAGUUUCAAAACGCUUUAUUUCUGUGACGAUGACCAUGCUAGUUCAUAUUGGCAGUGUCGGUCCUUCUGUUUUGUCACUGUAGGAAAACGGUUAAAUGUCUUUGAUGUCUAUAUUGACAGUUUUUCAUGUGGUUUGCCGUCUGAAUGCAGUAUAUGUUGUAUGUAUAUUGCUUUUUGAUAGAAUACUUACCGUACAUUUUGUUAAUACAUGUAAAACUUGAAUCGAUUUUCACUCAAGUUUUCUGCCGUAUCUGCGUUUUUCUGAUUAUUAUUAUUGUGAUUAUUAGCACUGACAAGUAUUUAAUACUCAAUUACACAGUUGUGGUCAAAAGUUGUGCUUUGCCCCAUGUAGCCAGUUGAGAUAUUAGAUGAAUUGUUUAGAGAAAGACACCAUACAUGGUGUCCCAAAAUGCAUAUUUUCAAGAAAUUAAUAUUUUCUUCAGUGGUAAUAUUAAGAAAUAACAUCUUCAAUAGGAUUGCCAACAUUUGUGAUCCACAUUUUUUAGUCCUUCCUUGACCUUGAAGUAUCCCGAUUCACUUUCAUGAUCAGUUCAUUACCAUAUUUACCAUAUAAUUAAGUCGGAAUUUUUUCAUAAUUUGGCAGAUUCUGCCGUGUUUCCAUGGACUUCCUGCUUGCGACCCAAACAGUCUAUUUAAUUUACUUCCCCACCAGCCCUCCUCCGGGUACGCCCAAUCCGCUGUGGUUGGUUACACACCCAAGCGCUCCCGCUCUAAAUUGUCUAUAAGUGUGAUUGUGAGUGCACAGUAUAUAUUUGAUGCUAAAGAUAAGUCAAGAAAUUCAAGAAAAAAAUUGAAUAUCAGAUUUUAGAGUUUUUGGGGUUUUAUAAGUUCUUUUUCUAGUACAGAUAUACUAAUGAGUAUAUGUAAACUUCUGACCACAACUGUACAUUGUGUAGAAGAUAACGCUGCUGUCUACAUUGGAUUUGCAAGGUUUUCACACAAUGGAAGUGCUCUACAAGCUUUAGGAAAUUGUAAUGUAGCAUUCCAUGCCGGUUUAUAUUAGACCUGCUCUGUCUGUUUUUAUGUUGACAGACAAAAGUGUUUCAUAAAGUGGAAUCUGCCGUUUAUUUCCACAGCCCGUUUAAGUCGACCCAACUCAUCAAGUCCUGGUCCACCGUGUUGAAAAAGCGACAUACAUGGUCGACAUAAAAUUUCAAAUUUUUCAAAAGUUUGUUACGGUAUUGUUAAAACAAGUCUUUAUUGCUCGCCUCUUUUUGCAAAAGUAUAUUUGUGGUUAUGUCAAAAGGAGUAAAAACAAAAGAAGAAGGGUGGGAGGGGCAACAGGAAAGGAACUGCCUUGUACCGGCAAAGCUUCGACAUAGGACCAAAGGUCUGUUCUGCUUCUGCAGUGGACUCCUCACGCAUUUGUUUAUCCCUCCUUUACGCAACUUACAAAGUCUGGUUAUGUCUCUGGCCAAAGUCCCACGUAAUUGUUCAAGCAAUGGCUUACGUCGAUGUGAGUCAACCAAUCCGAGGGAUGUCGACGGGUUCCACUGCUUUGAGGCAUUAGAAGCUGUGUAACAGUAAACCUUAUUUUAAGAUGUUUAAUUAAGUGUAACAUGAUUGUCUUUUCCAAAAGAACGGUGGCUCGAUUACUUGGUACAAUUAAUGAUACAUUAAUUGUACCGAAUCACAAAUCGAUAUAGCAGUAAAAGUUUUUUUUAUGUGAUUUAAGGUCAAACCUGUCUGCAACUAAUAAUCUCAUCAGGCAGUACGUUUACAUGCAAUAAAUUAGUCAGAUUCUCAAAUGAAUCGGUCUUUUCCAUUUAUGUAUCUGAAGUCCCUGUUUACAUGCACUAUUUGUAAUGUGAUCAUUGGCCAUACGCUGGGUGCUUCCGGAAUGAUUGAUGGCGCUGAUGCUCCUCUCAGCGCAGGUGAAUGUAUAGCUUAUCCAGCUAGUCACAAAUCGGUAACUGGCAUGCUCGUUACACAUUAGGGGUUUCUUUGUGUAGGAUACUUGAUUUGUAGGAAAACAUGAUAUUUUGGCAAUCAUUUUGUCAAACUGAAUUGUAGGAAAACCAGGGCCUAUGAAAAUUGAAGUACCACUGUAUUCAAUGUACAUUAGCUUGAAAGUCAGCGCUCUCUUACACAUAGCCCGGGAGACAUCAUGUAUGGCUUUUGGAAGCACCCAUGCAUGCAACUUCAGACAGCUUUUUUUUAAUUUGUCAAGAUCCUGUAACACUCCUAACGAUUAUUAUUUUUUAGUGCAUGUGAACGUACUGAGUUUACCUGAAUGCUGACUGGCUAACUAAUGAGUGGUGAAAAAUGAGGAUGUAAAGCCUUGUUAAAAGCAUUGAUUGUACAGACGAACCUUGUGUGUUAAGAAGAGUCGUGUCACACCGUGCCAUUUGUGUCAGCCAAGGUUUUUUGUGCCAUUUGUCCGACGAAACGUCAAGAUUUCCUUUUUUCCCCGAAGGACCAAAUGUUUUAUAUCUCAUUGGGGGAAUUUGCCAUGGCAAUCAGUACUUGCACAUUAGAAAAGUAAUCAGUAUAAGUGGAUAAUCAGCGUAAGUGGUCCAUGCAAAGUAGCAAAGGGGUUUUGUUAUUUCACCCCUAAAAAACACUGUAUGAUGUGAGUCCAAGAGGCCAGCCUUAGUAAAUGGACCUAAUAACUGUAGUUGCACACUAUCAAACUAUUUCACUUACAAGUAUUUCUCCAGUUGUAAUGCUUUGCACUUGUUGUGUACGUGUGUGUGUUUUCAAACAAUCUUGUGUGUGUGUGUGUUUUUGUGUGUGUGUAUAUAUAUAUAUGUGUGUAUGUACAUAUGUAUAUCUUUAUAUGUAUAUGUGUAUAUACAGUGAAGAAAAUAAGUAUUUGAACACCCUGCUAUUUUGCUAUUUCUCCCACUUAGAAAUCAUGGAGGGGUCUGAAAUUUUCAUCGUAGGUGCAUGUCCACUGUGAGAGAGAUAAACUAAAAAGAAAAAUCCAGAAAUCACAAUGCAUGAUUUUUUAACAAUUUAUUUGUGUGAUACAGCUGCAAAUAAGUAUUUGAACACCUGAGAAAAUGAAUGUUAAUAUUUGGUACAGUAGCCUUUGUUUGCUAUUACAGAGGUCAAACGUUUCCUGUAGUUUUUCACCAGGUUUGCACACACUGCAGGAGGGAUCUUGGCCCACUCCUCCACACAGAUCUUCUCUAGAUCAGUCAGGUUUCUGGGCUGUCGCUGAGAAACACGGAGUUUGAGCUCCCUCCAAAGAUUUUCGAUUGGGUUCAGGUCUGGAGACUGGCUGGGCCAUGCUAGAACCUUGAUAUGCUUCUUACGGAGCCACUCCUUGGUUUUCCUGGCUGUGUGCUUCGGGUCGUUGUCGUGUUGGAAGACCCAGCCACGACCCAUCUUCAAUGCUCUGACAGAGGGAAGGAGGUUGUUCCCCAAAAUCUCACAAUACACGGCCCCAGUCAUCCUCUCUUUAAUGCAGUGCACUCGUCCUGUCCCAUGUGCAGAAAAACACCCCCAAAGCAUGAUGCUACCACCCCCAUGCUUCACAGUAGGGAUGGUGUUCUUCGGAUUGUACUCUUCAUUCUUCUUCCUCCAAACACGCUUAUUGGAAUUAUGACCAAAAAGUUCUAUUUUGGUCUCAUCUGACCAUAAAACUUUCUCCCAUGACUCCUCUGUAUCAUCCAAAUGGUCAUAUGCAAACUUAAGACGGGCCUUGACAUGUGCUGGUUUAAGCAGGGGAACCUUUCGUGCCAUGCAUGAUUUCACAUCAUGACGUCUUAGUGUAUUACCUACAGUAACCUUGGAAACGGUGGUCCCAGCUCUUUUCAGGUCAUUGACCAAGUCCUGUCGUGUAGUUCUGGGCUGAUUCCUCACCUUUCUUAGAAUCAUUGAGACCCCACGAGGUGAUAUCUUGCAUGGGGCUCCACUCCGAUUGAGAUUGACCGUCAUGUUUAGCAUCCUCCAUUUUCUAAUGAUAGCUCCAACAGUGGACCUUUUUUCACCAAGCUGCUUGGUAAUUGCUCCGUAGCCCUUUCCAGCCUUGUGGAGGUGUACAAUUUUGUCUCUGGUGUCUUUGGACAGCUCUUUGGUCUUCGCCAUGUUACAAGUUAAAGUCUUACUGAUUGUAUGGGGUGGACAGGUGUCUUUAUGCAGCUAACGACCUCAAACAGGUGCAUCUGAUUCAGGAUGAUACAUGGAGUGCAGGUGGACUUCUAAUGGGCAGACUAACAGGUCUUUCAGGGUCAGAAUUCUAGAUGAUACACAGGUGUUCAAAUACUUAUUUGCAGCUGUAUCACACAAAUAAAUUGUUAAAAAAUCAUGCAUUGUGAUUUCUGGAUUUUUCUUUUUAGUUUAUCUCUCUCACAGUGGACAUGCACCUACGAUGAAAAUUUCAGACCCCUCCAUGAUUUCUAAGUGGGAGAAAUAGCAAAAUAGCAGGGUGUUCAAAUACUUAUUUUCUUCACUGUAUAUAUAUAUAUAUAUUUACAUACAUACAUAUAUACGUAUAUUUAUAUUUGUGUCGAUAUAUAUGUCAUGAAAAUGCUGCUGUUUGCUGAAAAGUGCCCAAACUAUUUUUGUGAACUAAUUGUGUGCAAUAAAAUGGACAGGUGUUGUUCUGAAAGUUACAAAUCUGUUUUUUGGAGUGCUGAGUUGCAUACUGUGUACAGUACCUCAUAAAAGUGGGUGCACUACUCGCAUUUCUGCAAAUGUGACAACACCAAAGAAAUGACACUCUGAUACAAUGCAGUCAUUUGUCGAUAUAAUAAUGUGAGUAAUCCCUUGUUUAUUGUGGUUAAUCAAAAAAACGAAUGUUACUACCCUUUAAAUAUGUUUUUUUUUACAUUAGAGUUCUCUAGACAUGAGAAGUAACAUUCCUAUAGUCACCUUUACACUUGUAUUACCCAAUAUAGUAGACAUAAUAUGAGAAAAUACGACAUUAUAUCGACUCACGCAUGUUAGCAUUAGGAGAGGGUGCACGAAAGUGGUGACUGAACGACUGAAAUGUGUUGUUAUUUUGAGAGGACGGCUGUACACUGACUACUUUCUUUUGUAUCAGAGUGUCGUUUUUUCAGUGUUGUUCCCUUGGAAAGCUAUAUCUGCAGAAAUGUAAGGAGUGUACUCACUUUUUUGAGGUACGCUAUAUAUACUAUACAAGGUGGACCUAAAAUUGGUAUAACUGCUGGAUGCUGACAAUAUAUCUUGUGGAGUUGAUUUAAAAUAUUCAUCAAGAGGUUGCCAUUGUUUUUGGGAGCCGGUGCUAAUAAAAACAGAAUGAAAAACUGUCCUAAGUGUAUACCUAUUUUUGGCCCACUCUGUGUAUAAAGUGUAUGAUAUAUAUAUAUAAAUAUAAUGAAUGUGUCAUUUCUUUGUAUUGGUAUGAAUUGAAGAGGCAAGGAACCCAUUUCAUCUGUGAAACAAGAAGCCUUUGUGUUGAUCUUUGAAGUUGCAUGUUUAUGUUGUGUAAAGUGGAGAGCAUGUCCUGAUGUGUUGAUCACACAGUGUACCUGUAGAUCUGUUGCUGGGGCAUGACCUUUUUUUCCCCUCUCCUGUACAUUAGCCCUUUUAUGUGCAAUGGUUUUCAAAAAUAUUCUGCCUUUUAAGUGUGCACUUGGUGUCGUCUACCAGUUUUCUACCAGUCUAUGUUUUAUUUUAAAGUAUGGGAAACAUAUAUAUAUAUAUAUAUACAUACAUAUAUAUAUACACACACACACUCACACAUCUGGUCACUGUUUGAUGGCAUUGUUCUUGUUAAAUGUGAAUGGUUUCAUUUUUCACUCUUGAGUGUCUGCAGUAUGUGUAUAGUUAAUAUAAAUAUACAGUAUAUACAUACUGGUUUGCAUAUUCUUUAUACUGUAGCCACUUGAUUACAACCUGCUUUCUGAAAGAUGUAUUUUUUGUCUUUGAUAUACUGUAUUUAGCUUGGAGAAACUAUUAUUUUUGUGAUAGACUGCACAUUUUGUUUUGUGUGUGCGUGCGUGUGUUUCACAAUUUGCUCUUAAAAAAACUGACAAUACCACUUUGUAUUUUAGGAUUCGUGGUUGUACUAAUUCUGAAUUUGAUAGUGUUUUUGGCUUUGCAGUCCUGUUGUUAUUUUGUAAAUGCAUA
This is a messenger RNA of Doryrhamphus excisus (bluestripe pipefish), 9613 nucleotides long. It is a transcript of the gene zbtb44, whose product is annotated as zinc finger and BTB domain containing 44. Lineage: Eukaryota; Metazoa; Chordata; Actinopteri; Syngnathiformes; Syngnathidae. The record is from RefSeq and is a predicted model, not a curated record. Gene Ontology annotation, molecular function: RNA polymerase II cis-regulatory region sequence-specific DNA binding; DNA-binding transcription factor activity, RNA polymerase II-specific; protein binding. Gene Ontology annotation, biological process: regulation of transcription by RNA polymerase II.